GUCGAGUUUAGUAGAGUUGCAAAGCAAGAAGAUUCAGAAGAAGUUUUAGAAGAAGAAGAAGAAGAAGAUGAGCGAGACAAGGCCAGUGCCGAGGAGAGAGAGUCCAUGGGGAGUGACAGGAGAUAAUCAUCCUGAACCCAAAGCUCACCGAUGCAAUGACCGUCUUGAGGAUAUUAUUCAGGCUUGCUUUGAGGGAAACCCAUUCAAGACUGUUCCAGGACCUUUCAAGCUCUUCUGGCAGUGCAUGCGUUCUAAACCUGGGGAGGAACCAACCGAGCCAUUUACCUACCUGGAUUUUGAUCCUCCAAAGAGAGAGUCAAAACCUGUGAAACCUGAGUAGUGCCACUUCUACAAAGUCCUUCAGAACAGAUUUGGCAGCACUGCAUGGAAUUUUUGUGGUUUCAACUUUUCCCUUCGCGUGAAUGGUUUAUGUGACGAUAAUAUGUAAUUAAAUUGUUUUUUGUUGCUUAUUUCGCCAUGCAAACUAGACGUCCCAUACAUCUUUCGUUCUGGACUUCGAUGUUGCUUGCCCAAUAAAACAUGACCAGGUGCAUUCUUGAAUAACUUCCUUAAUUAUCUAUUGAUUACUUGUUUAAUGUUAUAAACGCCAUUAAUCAAAUGCUUGCUGGAUUAGUUUUUGGGUUUCACUAAUUCAAAGUCUUAGUUACUUCUUAUUCUACUG
Messenger RNA from Gastrolobium bilobum, 682 nucleotides. RefSeq lists its product as uncharacterized. The coding region runs from base 68 to 340 and encodes 90 amino acids. The record is from RefSeq and is a predicted model, not a curated record. The transcript has 3 exons. NCBI's taxonomy places the organism in Eukaryota, Viridiplantae, Streptophyta, Magnoliopsida, Fabales, Fabaceae.